This is a messenger RNA of Ostertagia ostertagi, 783 nucleotides long. Lineage: Eukaryota; Metazoa; Nematoda; Chromadorea; Rhabditida; Trichostrongylidae. The record is from the annotation of a GenBank genome assembly.
AAUCUCGAAAGUCAUGCGAAAGGGUUGCCAAAUCAGUUACCUCAGAUCGAACCUCUCAAUCGUCUACGAGCUGUGUUUCAGGAAGAGCAACUCGACGUUCAAGUCGUGGAAACCGUUGAGUCCAUGAUUGAUUGUGAGAAUUGGAACGAAGGAAAUUUCCAAACUUACAUGUAUCUGGGCGAAUUUCUUCGACUUCAACGGCGUCGCCCUUCAUGUAUAGUGCCUCGGCCGUUGUCGUGUUCGCACUGGGCUACCGGAAUGUCACCCCAUGCUCAAUUCGAAACAGCUUUCGCUCAGUUCCAAAAGGAGUUACUCAAGAACAAGACAGGCAUUUUCCCAACUUUUCUCGAGCGUACAGCUGUAGGAAGUAUUGUUGAGCUACGAUAUGGCGUUUUAUUUGAGAAACAAAUUGUCUUCACCCAAAAAUUGUUAAUGGUGGAAAAUGCAGGAGUCAUAGAACAAAUUCUUUUCGUAGCACCACACGAAGAGUGGACGUUUUAUACAGAUCUUGGAGAGAAGAGGGUAGACCUCGCAAAACCCUCGCAGUAUAUUGUCUAUCAAAAGCUUACUACCCAAGCGAACAUCCAUCUUAUGCAGACGAUCAACACACAAGAAAUUCGUUGGACUCCGCAAACGUUACAUCAAUUGAGCAGUGCAUUCGGCAAGCUGCAACAAGUGUUCGAUACAACUUGUAGGAAUUGCAAGAAAGUGAUGAAAGACUUCCUCCCUCCACUCAUUUUCGAUUUUCGCAAUUUGAAAAAUGCUCUACACGAGACCUGUCGU